Messenger RNA from Ceraceosorus guamensis, 2223 nucleotides. Its product is annotated as acetyl-CoA synthetase-like protein. The record is from RefSeq and is a predicted model, not a curated record. The transcript has 11 exons. Gene Ontology annotation, biological process: secondary metabolic process. NCBI's taxonomy places the organism in Eukaryota, Fungi, Basidiomycota, Exobasidiomycetes, Ceraceosorales, Ceraceosoraceae. Gene Ontology annotation, molecular function: CoA-ligase activity. The coding region runs from base 1 to 1809 and encodes 602 amino acids.
AUGACCAUCUUCAAGAGCUCCGCUCCCUCCGUUGGUCGUUAUCCCGACGACAUUGAUCUCUAUGGAUUCAUGUUUGAGCAUUUUCCCGAGGACAGGCCAGAUCCAAGAGGUCGGAGCGCAGCGCUGCUCAUUGACGACGAUACGGGUGCAGGCUUGACGUUCGAGCAGGUCAAGGACAAGGUGGAUCUGCUGUCUGUAGGCCUGCAGCAACAUCUCGGCAUCCAGGACGGAAGCAGCGUAGGCAUCUUUAGUCCAAACAGUGUGCACUACCCCAUCGCACUCUGGGCAAGUCAUCGCAUCGGCGCAGUCGUCAGCGCCGCUAAUCCGGCUUUCCAACCAGACGAGCUGGCUUAUCAGAUCGACGCUGCGAAAUGCAAAGCGCUGUUUGUGGGAUAUGAAAAUAGGCAGGCUGGCUUUGCUGCAGCCCAGAGGGCUGGCAUUCCCAAGCACCACGUCGUCCUGAUAUGCGAUCCCGCCAUCGUGGCCAACAUGAGCACAGAAGAUGGUGGAAGAGUGGAGGGAGCGUGGACUAUCGAAGGUCUGAUCGCCAAAGGCCGCGAAGAAGUGAAGGCAAAGGGCGAAACUGCGCUCAAGAAUGCUAGAGCGCCCAAGCUAAGUCCAGGGCAAGCGAGAAAGAAGCUUGCUUUCCUCAGCUUCUCUUCUGGCACCACAGGCUUGCCAAAAGGUGUGGCUAUUGCCCAUUCUUCGCCCAUCGCCAAUGUGCUGCAGACGGGCGUGUCGAAUGGCGUGUCGAUCAAGCCCGAGCUGUCCAGAGGCAGGUUCAGACCGUAUCAAGACGUGAGCUUGGGCGUGCUCCCAUUUUAUCAUAUUUACGGUUUGGUGGUGGUGCUGCACUUUACUUUCUACUAUGGCAUUCCGAACGUUUGCGUGCCAAAAUUCAAGGGCAUCGAGCCGAUGCUGAGGAGCUGCAUUCGAUACAAUAUAUCCACUUGGUGGCUGGUGCCUCCCCAAGUGGUGUUGCUCUGCAAGGACCCUGCAGCAAGACAGUAUCACGAACAGAUCGUUCACUUUAUCAUGAUCGGAGCAGCUCCACUAUCCGACGAUCUCAGUCGGCAGCUCGACGCCAUUUUGCCUGGUCUGGACUGGGGACAAGGGUACGGUAUGACGGAAACGUGCACCGUGACACUCAUGCACCCGCUUGACACCAAGCCAGUCCUGGGAUCUGCAGGACGCCUGAUCUCGGACACAGAAGCCAAGGUCGUGACGCCCGAAGGAAAAGAGUGUGCAAUCAAUGAGCGAGGGGAACUGUGGAUUCGGGCCCCUCAGAACACCCUAGGAUACUUCAAUAAUGCCCAAGCUACAAAAGAAAUGUUCCUCGAAGGUAAUUGGGUGCGAACAGGGGACGAGGUGUAUUUCGAUGAGCAGCAAAACGUCUUUAUCACUGAUCGCAUCAAGGAAUUGAUCAAAGUCAAGGGAUUCCAAGUAGCGCCGGCCGAGCUGGAAGGAUGGAUCUUGAAUCAUGCCGAUGUGCGCGACUGCGGCGUCAUUGGUCUACCAGACGAGUCUGCAGGCGAGAGUCCUUGCGCCUUCAUAGCCUUGUCUGCGGACGCGGCGCAGCGCUGCCAGGGCGCUGCGAAGAAAGGCGAGCAGUCCAGGCUCAAGGCACUUGAAGCUAUCAAGGAGAGCGUCAUCAAGCAUGUAGCGGAUCACAAAGUCCGUUACAAGCACCUUGGCAGAGUGGAGAUUGUGGAUACCAUACCCGCCACCGCCAGCGGAAAGAUUCUUCGAAGAGAGCUUCGUGAAUUGGGCAAGAAGCUGUCGCCUUUGCGGCCUCAGUCCAAGCUUUAAGCCAUCUCAUUGCGACUGAUUGGGAGAAUGUCACACUGGACCCGCUAUGCAUACUCUGAACUCUUGCAUUUGAUCACACUUGCGAAUGUACGAGGACUCGCACACCUUUGCUGCUCCAGCGGCGGAUGGCUGAGUUCGCCUAACAGCAAAUACACCACCACUCGUCUGAAAGGAUUUCUCCCGUCUUCAAUGGGUCGAACCGCACGGAGAACAAGCAGCUUGCCUCAUCCCUAGCCGGACCGUCCCUUUCUCCCGCUCACCCAAUGAAGGAGUAGAGUGAGAGAAGAGGAGCUGAAUAUUCCUCUCUCCUUCAUCGCUCAGACUACCAUGGUGCUACUGACCGCUCGUUUCGAAAAGCGAGCGGCGGUCGCGGGCUAGGAGCGUCAAAUAUAUGGAGAGGUUUGUUCGUGGCAA